UCUCUUUUGCCUUUUAUUUUCAUAAAAAAAAAUCUUCCUCUUUGUUAAUUUUUCAUCUUCUCUUCUUCAGUCUUUUCUCUGUGUUCAACAAGUUUGGUUCGUUCUCUGUCACUUGAAACCGUAUUUCACAAAAAUAAAUAAUAUGUUUACUGUCGAACGUUUAUGUUGUUUGCGAUUGAACACGGCCGGUGUUGUCGUCGGCUGGGUCUGUGGUAUUUUGUCCUUGUUCUAUAUCGUCCUCUACGCAUUGCUUAUAUCCAAUUUAGAUGAAAUUAUUAAAUAUAUAGUCGAACAGGGUGGUUCGCCUGCCGAAAAACUUGACCCCAGCACCGUUAGAAGUGUUGUAAUUGCAAUUGUUGCAAUUGCUUUGACUAUUUGUGUGGUGAACCUAAUAUCAUCGGUUCUCUUGGUAGCCGGUACCAUCCAGGAACGUCAUAUGAUGCUCGUUCCAUGGCUGAUUAAUAAUGGAUUUGCUCUCUCUUUGAGUGUUCUGAACUUGAUCUAUUUUAUUGUAAGCUGCAUCCAUGUGGGAAAGAGUUUCGGAAUGAUCUUUGGAAUGACAUUGGGUCUAUUGAUUCCUAUUGCUAUACAAUAUUACAUUUGGACCGCAAUUUAUUCACUAUUCCGAGUUAUUCGCUCAUCCAGGGAGCGACAACAAUUGAUUCCACCAACAACUGGAGCAGCUGGAACAGCUUAUCCAUCCUACACAAGGAUCUAAAGGACUAAAUUUCUUUGUUUUUUUUUUUCUGUUUGACUAAUAAAUAGCAUUUUGCUCCUCUCUCCCCUCUUAUAUAAAUAUAAUAUCUAGCUUAGUUGUAUAGUAUAACCCUUAUAAAUACAUACGUUGUACUUAUCAUUGUACAAAUAAAAAAAAUUUCUUUUCGAUAA
Messenger RNA from Episyrphus balteatus (marmalade hoverfly), 888 nucleotides. RefSeq lists its product as uncharacterized. The coding region runs from base 143 to 718 and encodes 191 amino acids. The transcript has 5 exons. The record is from RefSeq and is a predicted model, not a curated record. Lineage: Eukaryota; Metazoa; Arthropoda; Insecta; Diptera; Syrphidae.